AUGUUCGCCAACGCGCUGCCCAUCCGUGCCAAAAUCCUCCGUGAAAUGUCCUACAUGAGGCGGAGUCUGCUCGACAGCACGCUCAGGCGCCGGAUGAUGCCCAUGGCUGGGUGGAGCAGCAACAGCACCGACGAUUGGGAGCCGAUUCCGUGCCAUUAUCGUGUGACCAAUAACCCUGUGUGUCGUCCCGUUGCCGUGAGCCGACCCAAGUACUUUCGGCGGCCGGAGAACUGCAGGACGGACGAGGAGCUGGCCGGAGAUCCGCGUAGCUCUCUGGGAGUGUUUUCGCGGUGCAACAUUCCGUACAGACCCCAGGCCAAGUGCAUGAGCUCGUGCGGGCAGCGCAUCGACAAGACCAUGUACCGGCCGAGUCGUAGCCUGCACCGCGUCUACCAGCAGCACUGGGUGGAGGAGAAACGCUACCGGAAACCGCGACGCAGAUGCCGUAUCGUUCCGGCGGAAGUAUCGAUGCGGCUUCCAGGGAAGAAGUGCGACGAACUGCCCAAGAAGAUUUGCCACGUCUACGCUCGCAUCAAAUGCCCGAAGCUGGCUGACUUCAUACACCGAAGGUGUCCGAGGGUGAGGAUGUGCCACUGUAAGCCCGUGGCCGGCAACACCAGCUGCCUUCGCGGCCCCAAGCACAGCAAACGCCAGCGUCGCCGCACCCAGUAUCCCAGUUACUCCGAGUGCUUCUCCGAGACGAAUGCAGCGAGGCCCUGUGAGUGUCGCUGCUUGGCGGCCCCACCACUCUGCGAUAUGUUCAGCUUCGCCAGGGACCAGCGACGACCUCAGAACAACAUUUAA
Molecule: messenger RNA, 804 nt
Organism: Drosophila persimilis
Lineage: Eukaryota; Metazoa; Arthropoda; Insecta; Diptera; Drosophilidae
Exons: 1
Coding region: 1-804 (267 amino acids)
Source: RefSeq, a predicted model, not a curated record